This is a messenger RNA of Megachile rotundata (alfalfa leafcutting bee), 4541 nucleotides long. RefSeq names its product calcium release-activated calcium channel protein 1. Lineage: Eukaryota; Metazoa; Arthropoda; Insecta; Hymenoptera; Megachilidae. Gene Ontology annotation, biological process: store-operated calcium entry. Gene Ontology annotation, molecular function: store-operated calcium channel activity. The record is from RefSeq and is a predicted model, not a curated record. Gene Ontology annotation, cellular component: membrane.
AUAUUAUGUAUUGCAUAAUAAAUGUAAUUUUAUUAAUUUGCGAUUUUUUGUAUAAAAAUAAGUUAAACUCUGAUAUUUAUUAAUAAGUGCGCAGUAAUUCAACAAUUGUCACGACUCCCUGAGAGCUGCAACCAGAUAUACACAACUGCAAGAAUUCUUUAUUAACUAGUUUCAGGCGCAAAUGUACUUUAUACUCUACCACAUAAACCAGUGAUGAACAUCACUGGAACAUCAAAUGUCACAGGCUAUUCUGAGAGAAAGAAAUUUCAAAAAAAAAAAUUAAUUAUUCGUUAAUGACUUUGAAUUCGUUCAAUUACCUUUCAAUUACGAAAGGUCGGCGCUUGAAAUACAAGAGAAAAAAGUUCUCCCGUUCGUUAAUCUAGCAAAAGAUAUAAAAUAUUAAUAAGAAAUCAUCUAUGAAACUAAAAAUUAAUGAAAAAUUUGAACUAUCGCUAUCUACGAUAACUUAAUCAGUUUUCCUAUACUACUAGUCCAAGAAGCUCCAUCUGUUCUAAACGUGUACAAUCGUGUAUGCUAAUGAGGCUGCAGACAGAUAGAACUUUUCCAAUAAAUCGUCGAUGGCAUACGUUCGCACGGUUUCUUGAAACCUGUCCUGCGUCGUCGUUUACUUGUUACGCGAAAUACGAAAGAAUACGUAAUAUUCUCGGUACAUAUUUUCAGUGUAUAAAGUGGUUGUUCAAGGUAGAAGACCCUUCUCUCAGCAUGAACAAGUAAAAGUUGUAAUUGACAUUAACUAUAAUAGUGAAAAUUAACAAGUAGAUACAGCUUGGAGAUCGGAGACAUCCAAAACAAUGAUCUUAGUUACUCCGAUAUUAAAUCGGUGAUGUCGAUUAUACAUAACUUUCACUGUAAUCAAUGCGUCAAAUUGUCAGUAAUCUGGCCGAACGGAUAUUCAUCGUAUGCAUCGAUGACGAUUGCAUUGAGCUCAAUAAAAAAAGAAAGAAGCGGAAAAGCAACCGCUAUUUCAGCUGGCAAGAAUGGCUGGUCUCUGAUAAAUCGGAUUCAAUUCCUGUACUGGUUACCGUCGAAGACAGUUUUCUCAUGUCAAUUCCAGAGUGUGCAAUUCAACGAAUGUACCUCUCAUACUCAUCACGAACCUCUGCUUUUCAUCUACACGGAAGAAAAAUGCUCGUGCCAUUACGAAAGCAAAUUAUUCGUUUUAAAAUCCUAACACAAUUAUUUUUUGAACAGUUAAUGUUUAUCACUGUAAAACUUCUUGCACUUGAAAAUGACGAUGAUGGUAUAGAAAUUUGUCACGUUAUCAAAGAGAAAAGGAAAAUGUAACGUACAUCGAAUGAGAACCGCUGAAAGGAUUUUCCUUUAAUCGCGAAUUAAUUGCAUUGUUACCGGUGGCGUCUCGAUACCUGGCUAGAUACGUUUCAUCUUAUCUGUUCCCAAAGGCAAGAAAAACAAGCGUCAUUGGCCGCAGUCGCAUCUCACAGCGAGGACACGUGAGAGAGGAGAGGCGUGUAUACGUCGUCGGAAAACGCUCACGUACAUAUACGUUGAAGCAACCGUAGCCGGUUAUUAUAUGGCCGAUAUGGCUCCGAGGCAAUUAAUACUACUGUUAUGAUUCAGACGGGUACGUCAUGUGGUGCUUCUCGACAAUGCAAUAGCGGCAUUCGGUCAGUGUUCCACUGACAUUUGUGUCUCGCAGAUACUUGUUUUCUAUAUUUUUCCUUGCUGACCGCUCGAUCAGUGAAACGCGUGCACCAUAUUCCACGCACGUUGACUUGUCGCUCUUUCUAAAAUAUCUAGAGAAAUAUGUACAGUUUGACUCCACCGAGCAGCUGUAUCGUUCAGUGCUGUGUCUACAAAGUAUGAUAUCGAUAAACGUUCCGUGUGAUCUGUCGUAUUUUGACGGAAAAUAUGCGAUAUACUGUUCGCAAAACAAUUGAAUGGCACAACGAAGGCAUGGAACGAGACGGAAGAACUUGAACGUGUAAUAAUCUCCACGGUGAUUGUGUAAACGUGCGCCGCGGUGAGCCAAUCCUUUGGAAAGGAAACACAAUGGUAUCUUAAGUUGAGGUGUUUGUGAAAGAUAAACUGUGCCACAAUUCCUUGAACUGUUCUGACUGAGAGUACAUCAAUGAGGUAGGCGGUUAUUCUUCGCACGCAAGUGUAGGGUGAGCGAAAAUUUGGCGACAGGCGUAGCGGAAUCAGGAGCAACUAUGUCGAACAAUAAUAUUGGGCCGUUCGCUGAAAAGGAUUUAUCCAAUAAGAACAAUAUGUUGAUCGAAGACGAGAAACAACAAAAAACCAAACCGAUCUCGAUGAACAAGAGCAUCGAGGAUAUACCAGGAAAGUUAAAUAAAUCAACUCAGAUCGACUUUACCCAAUUAUCAUACGCUGCACAGAGAGUAAGACCAACUUCCAUAGCUUAUCUGCCAAAACAAACGCAAAUCAGCGAUAAUCUGAGUUACUCUUUUUCUCACAAUUCUAAGAGCGUGUUGUAUCCUUCGCAGAGCGAAUUGGUUCUAUCACCUAGAAACAGACAAAAUCGUUAUGUAGCUUUAGAUAUGAGAUCAAUGGGCAGUGUUCCGUUUUCGAGUCCUCAUUCGAACAGUCAUAUCUCAGGAAACAAUGUGCCGUACACAUGUUGCUGUACGUGUGCGGGAUCGCAAGCACCACAAACACCUUCUUCCCAUCACACAGAAGAGCAAGACGGUCCUGAAGGUCUCUCGUGGAGAAGACUUCACAUGAGCAGAGCCAAGUUGAAAGCGACCGCGACAACGUCGGAACUAUUAAGUGGAUUUGCCAUGGUGGCUAUGGUGGAGUUGCAAAUAAACGAGCCAACCGCGGUCCCAGAAUGGUUGUUCGUAAUAUUCGCUGUUUGUACAACCGUUCUAGUAUCAGUACACAUCUUUGCUUUAAUGAUAAGCACGUAUUUAUUGCCCAAUAUCGAGGCUGUCAGUAAACUUCACAUGUCGCGUCUCGUCACGGAAUCACCGCACGAAAGAAUGCGCGGCUUCAUCGAAUUAGCUUGGGCAUUUUCCACAGUUUUGGGCCUGUUUUUGUUCCUAGUGGAAGUUGCCAUACUCUGUUGGGUGAAAUUCUGGGAUUACUCGUUCACCGCAGCUACUGCCAGUACUAUCAUAGUGAUACCGGUGCUCGUAGUGUUCAUAGCUUUCGCAGUUCACUUUUAUCAUUCGUUGGUAGUGUAUAAGUGCGAAUCAUCCGUUACUGAUAUGAACGAAUUGGAAAGUAUUAAAAGGAAUUUAGAUAACGUGACAAUGGGACAAAGCAGCGUAUAAACGAUAGGCUUAUUUGGCAUUAUAAUUUCAUUUUGAUUUUCUAAAAUAAUAACUUUUAUAAAAUUUUUCUAUUAAUUUUUUAAAUCCAAUCUUAUGAACACGAAACAUUGUAUGUCAUCAACGUUCAUAAUAUUCUAUUAAAGAGGUCCAGACAGUGUGAUUUACCGUGUUCAUACAAGAUUGGCUACAAACAUUGAUCAAAUCUUUUGCAUAUCUUUGAUAACUUUUAAGUCCUUUUUACCCGGUUCAAGUAAUUUUUUAACGAUAAACUAUGUGAUAUAGUAUAAAAGCAAAUAUCAACGUAACGUAGAUACAUAGCUGAUAAUGAUGGCCAAUACUAUACUCUAAAAGAUCAAAUACAUACCAGAGACUUAUCAAUUAUAAUCAACUGAAAAAUAGAAUAACAUAGUAUAUAGGCUCUCAAAACAUAUAUGUAUAUAAUAUAACAGUGAUAGAAAAAGAACAUGUGUAAGUUUAUUCAAUAAGUUUACUUAUUCAACACGAUCAUACGAAAAUGAUCGGAUUUUUAUAAUAUAUAUAAAAAUGUACAUAGCUGUACACAUGCAAGUCAAGAACUGCAACAGUACAAGCAAAGUGCUCUUAAUAAUAUAUCAGCUAUAAUUAUUUAGCAUUUAAUUAUAAUUCUAUUUACGACUUAACUUCCGAUUUUUUCUUUAAAUGUAUUUUCUCGUUUACUUUGCUUUUUAUUUCGUGCGUCGUAUCACUAUAUAUAUAUAUUAUAUACACGAUACAUAUUAGUGAUACAAUGUAUGAAAUAAUAUAUGUAUGUAUAUAUAUUUCGUCGCUUAGUUUAUGGGAAAAUUAAAGGACAAUCAAAUAGUUGUGAUUUAUGUACAUGCUUCCAUCUUUGUUAUCCUAGUCAAAUAAAUAAUUUGUCAGACUUAAAGACUCUCGUUAAUGAAAACGUGGUUCUUUAUAAUAAGCUGUUAAGAAAGGGAAUAAAAUUUUCUUACACCUUCCAUUUUCACCAUAAACUAAGUUAUAAUCUUACAAUUGAUAUUUUCUACAUUGUUAUGCUUCGAACUCUGUUUGUACAAAAAAGAAAAAAGAACAAUAACAUGAAUUAAACGAAGAAAUGCAACUGAAGCAAGAGGAGUAUACAAGUGUUUUAUUUUGAACUUGUUGUUUCAUGAACCUCUUUUAAGGUAUUGAAAUCUACCCUAUAUUAUACAACGUCUCUGAUUAUGUGGAUAUCUUUUCCCAAGAAUUCACUGGUUUCCCGGUAAACUAAUAUCUCGGAUUUAA